ACCUCCUCGACCCGGCCGGUCGGCCGGUGGUUGGUUAAAAGCGGAGCGCAAUGAGCGUAAUUGACUCACAUCGUGUGGGUUACUCUGCCGCUCGGAAGUUCGCGAACCGAAUCAAGUGCUUUUUCCCGGGCACAACGUCUGUAGCCCAGCCAGUGUAGUUCGCUCGAUCGAUGACCGUCACAGGUGCUUCCGGUUCCGCCGUUAUGUUGCCACACGUGGCGCUGGCUUUCGUGGUGAUCGCGUUCGGUCACCAUGUCGCCGCUUACAGUACGUUCAACAUCAACCAGUACCCGCAGGCGCAGGUGAAUGCCUGGAACCAGGCGUGCCGUAGCUUCCAGGCGCAAGCAUUCGCUACGCAGGCGCAGCAGAAUCAGUUCUUCUCGAACAUGUUCCCGGCGGUACAGCUGCCGCCGCUACCGUUCGCCGAUUUGUGCUCCCAGACCGGAUAUGGGUUCGGUGGAUCUGGGGUCGCUGCCGGGGCUGGAGCCGGUGGAGGAAGCUCCUUCAACAAUCGCUUCGGCGGUAACGAUGGUGGCUAUGGCGGCGGACAGGGUGUUAGUAUCAGCACUAGUACCAAUGGUUUGGGCCAAGGCGGUACCGUGGUGUCCCACUACGGCAAUGGAGGGUCCACUUCCAACUACAUCCCUCACGGACAGCCAGGAAACUAUGGAGGUGGUGGAGCAGGCGUUGGUUUCGGCAACCGAUUCGGCGGAACGGGCCAAGGAGUCAGUGUUUCCAGCUUUGGCACUGGCAACGGAGGUGGGUUCGCUUCGGCCAACAGAUUCGGAGGAUCUUCCGAUGGACACGGCGGUUCCACGUACUAUGCAUCGACCGGUAAUGGCGGAGGCACCGUCAGCUCGUUCAGUCCCAACGGAGGAAGCUUUGCUUCGGCCUCCCGGUUCGGUGGAGGAAGUGGUGGCUUUGGUGGUGGCUAUGGCGGUGGGUACGGCGGUGCAGGCAACGGUGUAUCUGUCGGAUCCAGUGUGUCCUCUACCAGCAACGGUGGUCACGGGGGAUCGGUUCAGACCAGCGUCUACAAGCACCACUACUGAAACCUUCACACGCCAUUAAGGAAGGUCCCUUCUUAGGAGUUAUUGCCGAUUUAUUUUAUCUCACAUUCAAGUACUGCGCCGACGGGUGAUUGGAGCGCCGAAAACAGAAACAAUAAAGAGUUUAUCUUGAUUGUAGACAUUUUCAA
This is a messenger RNA of Anopheles bellator, 1198 nucleotides long. RefSeq lists its product as uncharacterized. The transcript has 2 exons. NCBI's taxonomy places the organism in Eukaryota, Metazoa, Arthropoda, Insecta, Diptera, Culicidae. Bases 171 to 1052 code for a protein of 293 amino acids. The record is from RefSeq and is a predicted model, not a curated record.